AUGAACAAAGACCAAUGCAGCAGCAUGGUGAAGGCAUGGGAGGCCACAAUACGCAAAACACAGGCGGCUAGAAAGCGCGCAAACAGUAUCUUCGGGACUGUAUCUGUAGCCCAUGCCGACGAUGAGAAUGAGCCUGAGUGUACGGAUAAAACGGCAGAGAGUUACACCGUUGAAAAAAUAUUGCCAAAUGGAGAUUAUUAUACGGGGCACUGGUACGAUAAUUUCCCUCAUGGGCAAGGAAAAUAUUUGUGGGUUGACGGCUGCAUGUAUGUGGGAGAAUGGUACAAAGGGAAAACAAUGGGGAAAGGAAGGUUUACUUGGCCAUCAGGGGCUACCUAUGAUGGAGAAUUUAAAAUGGGAUUUAUGGAUGGAAAUGGUACAUAUACUGCACCAAAUGCAGAUACUUAUAAAGGGCAAUGGAUGAUGAACAUGAAACACGGGCAUGGUGUAAAACGAUAUGCCAGUGGAGAUUGGUAUGAUGGUGAAUGGCGAAAUGGGGUUCAAGAAAGGCAUGGAAAGUACCAUUGGAAGAAUGGUAAUUAUUAUGUUGGCGAAUGGAAACAAGGAGUUAUUUGUGGGAAAGGGGUUUUUGUUUGGGCUAAUGGGAAUGUAUAUGAUGGAUAUUGGGAAGAUGGUGUGCCCAAAGGAAAUGGGACUUUUAAAUGGCCUGAUGAGAGUUAUUAUGAGGGGUAUUGGAGUAAGGAUCCUAGUGAACAAAGUGGCAAUUAUUUUCCUUCGGAAUCCGCAGUGGAUAAAACUCUAGAAUGGGAUCCUCAGGACAUUUAUAAUGUGGAUUUAUUGGAUUGUACAAUUCCUCCUGCUGAUAAUGUUUCAUUGAUGCCAUCGCAAAAGAAAUUGGCGGUAUGGCAUUCUUCAAAAGGGGAUAAUGAGAAGCCAAGGAGGCUGUCAGUUGAUGGGAGGGCAAGUGUGGGUUUGGAAAAGCCAACUGAUAGAAUGCAACUAUGGGAUUUGGAUGAUAGAAAUGCCUUAGCUGGAAGGGUCUCAGAUGGUGACUUGUACGCUAAUUUUCAAAAUGAUAUUAAGAAUACUUUGGAGCCAUUAAGAUUAGCAAAGCCUGGCAAAAGACAAGGAGAAACAAUAAGCAAAGGCCAUAAAAAUUAUGAGCUGAUGCUUAAUUUGCAACUUGGAAUCAGGCAUUCAGUUGGAAGGCCAGCUCCCGCAGCUAGCUUUGAUCUUAAGGCCUCAGCUUUCGAUCCUAAGGAAAAAGUAUGGACAAAAUUUCCACCAGAGGGAACUAAACACACUCCACCACAUCAAUCCUGUGAAUUCAAAUGGAAAGAUUAUUGCCCACUAGUCUUCAGGACAUUGAGAAAAUUGUUCAAGGUAGACCCAGCUGAUUACAUGAUAUCCAUCUGUGGAAAUGAUGCCCUGCGGGAGCUUUCAUCUCCUGGUAAAAGCGGCAGCUUUUUUUACUUGACCAACGAUGAUCGCUACAUGAUCAAAACAAUUAAGAAGUCCGAACUUAAAGUUCUCUUAAGGAUGCUUCCAGCUUACUACAAGCAUUUUCGAGCUUUCGAGAGCACUCUUGUCACCAAAUUUUUUGGUGUACACUCUGUAAAGUUAACUGGUCCAAUCCAGAGGAAGGUGCGCUUUAUCAUUAUGGGGAAUCUGUUUUGUACAGAAUAUAGCAUCCAUAGACGCUAUGACUUGAAAGGUUCUUCACUAGGCCGCAUAACGGAGAAGCCCGAGUCAGAAAUUGAUGAAAACACUAUUCUAAAAGACCUUGAUCUGAAUUUCAUAUUUAGACUGCACAAGUCUUGGUUCCAAGAAUUCUGCAGACAAAUUGAUAGAGAUUGCGAGCUUCUAGAGCAGGAGAGAAUUAUGGACUAUAGUCUUCUAGUAGGUCUUCACUUCAGACAAGUUACUCCACAUCGGGAAUUAAUACCUACUGGAGCUUCCACUCCUGCAGCUGAUCCUGAGAGUAAUGAAGCAACUGGUCCUCAACUUUCCAGAGCAGACAUGGAUCAACUUCUCCUCGACCCAGAUAGGUGGGCUAGUAUUAAGUUGGGUGUGAAUAUGCCAGCACUUGUUGAAAGAACAGUGAGAAGAAAUGGAUGUGAAUUUCAGCUGAUAGGAGAACCCACCGGGGAAUAUUACGAAGUUAUAAUGUUUUUUGGGAUCAUAGACAUACUUCAAGAUUAUGACAUAACCAAGAAGCUGGAGCAUGCAUAUAAAUCUUUCCAUUAUGAUCCCACUUCAAUAUCUGCUGUUGAUCCAAGGCAAUAUUCAAGGCGGUUUCGUGAUUUCAUACUCAAUGUUUUCGCUGAAGAUUUUUGA
Messenger RNA from Mangifera indica (mango), 2298 nucleotides. Its product is annotated as phosphatidylinositol 4-phosphate 5-kinase 5-like. The coding region runs from base 1 to 2298 and encodes 765 amino acids. Lineage: Eukaryota; Viridiplantae; Streptophyta; Magnoliopsida; Sapindales; Anacardiaceae. The transcript has 8 exons. The record is from RefSeq and is a predicted model, not a curated record. Gene Ontology annotation, biological process: phosphatidylinositol metabolic process. Gene Ontology annotation, molecular function: 1-phosphatidylinositol-4-phosphate 5-kinase activity; ATP binding.